GGAAUUCUUGUGAGAUUUGUGUGAAGUGAACUAAUCAACAACCGCGAUGGCGCCCUCGUCGUCCUCCUCGUCGUCGGGCGCGUCGACGUCCGUGCAAGUCGCUCUACGCAUACGGCCAACGACUACACAGGACACUGUAUCCAUUCCCGCUCGUUUUCAACGGACUGUCAUUCAUGGAACUUCUUCUACUAGUGUGACUGUAGAUGCUUCUGCCGCCGCUCCUACUGCAUCUGGUUCUGCUACUGCCGUCGCAACUCCAUCCACUGCCGCCGGGAAAAAGCAAGUGUUCACCUUCGAUCAAGUCCAUCCUCCCACCGUUACCCAGCAUUCACUCUUCACAAGCACUGCCCAGCCCCUCAUCUCGCGUUUCAUGGAAGGAUUUAAUUGCACAAUUCUCGCCUAUGGACAAACAAGCAGCGGAAAGACAUUCACCAUGACUGGUGUGGACCUCGAUGCCGACCCCUCAGAUCCUAAUAAUGGCAUGGGCAUCAUACCGAGAGCUGUGUCUACUAUAUUCUCGCAGGCGAGAAAACUUAAAGAGCAACGUGGCGGGACCUGGAAUUACAGCAUAAAAGGGUCAUUUAUAGAAGUGUAUAACGAGGAUUUGAUCGACUUGCUCAGUUCUGACGAGGCAACUGGGCUGCGACGUGAGGUACAGAUUAGGGAAGGGAAAGAUGGGUCCAUAAUUUGGGGCGGCCUACGUGAAGUGACGGUGCAAAGUAGCACUGAAGUCAUGCACCUGAUCCGACAGGGAACCGCGAUAAGAAGAACGAACGAAACGGAUAUGAACGCCCAAUCGUCUCGUUCGCAUGCGAUCUUUUCUCUGACACUGACCCAAAAGAAAUACACUGGCUCAGGCGUACCACCUCGUUCAUCUUCACCAUUACCACCUGGUGGUCGUUCUCCGUCACGUCUUGCUCGUCCUGGAUCAUUAUACACAGGUGGUAGCUCUCCUAAUGCAAGAGUAUCGUCGCCUACUAUGGGUAGGCCAUCGACUCCGAGUUUUCAGGCAGCUAUGGGACGAGGCGGAGGACUGCGUCCUGCAAGCUCUCUUGGUCUUCGUCCCCCUGAUAACCGGCAAGAUGAUGAUGAAGGCGGCGAGUGGACCACUAUAGUGUCCAAAUUUCACUUCGUCGACUUGGCCGGUUCGGAGCGUUUAAAACGCACCGCCGCUGCGGGGGAGCGAAUCAAAGAGGGAAUCUCCAUCAACAGCGGUCUUCUCGCUCUCGGUAACGUCAUAUCGGCGCUAGGUGACCCUUCACGUGCGAAGUCGCAUACUAACUCUCACGUCCCCUAUCGCGACUCCAAGCUCACCCGCCUCCUUCAAGACUCGCUUGGGGGAAAUGCACACACUCUCAUGAUCGCUUGUAACCGUGCAGUUCUCAAUGAACGGGAAGAUGGUUGGGAUGAUAUUGAAUGGCUACAAGGAACGGUCACGCGUCUUCGCAAGGAUCUCAAACAACUCAAAGAAGGUGGCACCAUCAUUUCUACCUCUCCAGCCGUUGGCGAGGUGACGGAAGGAAACUCCAAAAAGAUCCUUGCACAAAUGACAGAGCUUCAAAAUAAUUACGAGAGUCUGCGCGAGAAAUACGUGGAGCGGACGGAAGACCUGACUCGCUUACGUCGUGAGGUUGGCGAGCGUCACCGCACCUCAUCUGGCGGCACUGUUGGCGGCACGGCUAAAUACGAAGAGAUUGUUGGACCGGUCAUCGAGGAAUACGAGAAGACCAUCAGCGCCAUGGAGGCCGAGCUAGGUCUCAAUCGCGCUGCGCUCAGACUCACCAAUGACAUGAUGGAGGAAAAAGAAGAGGAGCUUGCUCAGAUCACCGAGAGACAUUCUGUGACUGAAUUAUAUGUUGAGGAGCUCCGUACGCGGCUGGCGAAGCUUACGGAACGGGAAGCAUCAACUGAGGCUUACGUCCGUGACCUAGAGGAGAAGAUGAAGUGUUGUGACGAAACAUCUAUGUCAUCGAGCGAGUCACUGACUGACCUGAAGCGCGAGGUCUCCCGUUAUAAAGAGGCUGAAUCGCACUCAGCCUCGUAUAUAGCUGACCUCGAAGCUCGCCUUGCCCGCUCCGAUGAAUCGGUGCUAACCUUGCAGCAGACGAUCGAGCGACUCGAGAGUGACUGUGAACGUCGAAGAGAGGAGGUAGAGGCUCUGACGACACGCUUGGAGAAUCUUAGCCAGGACGGUGCUAGUUGGCGGACAGAUCUCGAAGAAAGGGAGAGGAAGGUUAAAGAAUUAGAGCAGAAGAUGGAAGCCUGGGAGCGAAAGAGGAAGGAAGCUAACGAAGAUCGCAUCCGGCUUGGUGACGUGGUUGGUGAGGUUGAGCUGGCGAAACGUAGUCUCGAGUCCUUGAACGGGGGGAGCACCAAGGUCAACUUCCCUAGUACUUCCGGUGCCAGCACGCCUGCUGCUGUGGAUCUUUCCGUCGAGAAUCAGUUGGUCGCCCUGCGGCAAACUCACGCUGCGACACUCACAGAUCUUUCGUCUGUUUCCAAGAAGUACCAGGACGCCCUUCAGGAGAUUGCUGAUCUUGCUGCUCAAAUUCAGGAAGCUAAACUCAGCAAUCCGACGAUCCCGGAGACUUCGGCCGUUGAUAAAGUGGACACCCCGCCAUUCCGUCGUCGAAUGACGUCCACCAAGAGUCGAGACGGUCUUGCUGACCCUGUAUAUGAUGCAGCUGGUCGACGUCUGUUUUUCAGGCAAGCAGCCUCAGUAGACUCUCUUCAUGGAAGGGCAUUACUUCAGUCGUUGCCGCAAUCGCUUUCGCUUUCACAGGAGCUCUCAUCAGUGAGGUCUCGAGAGACUUCGAUAUCGAGCCACGGAAGCAGUGGUUCCGUCUCGCAUUCUCCAUCUCAUCGUCCGAACCUCUCCAUCUCUCCUUCCAGUGUUACUGGCGCCAGCACUCCCAGUGAUCAGCGCUCUGCAGUGAGCAUGGAGAAGGAGAUUAUGCGCUUGCAAGAGGUUCUUAGGGAGCGUGAAGCUGAAAUUAGCACCCUUGAGUCUUCGCUGAAGGGAAAGGAACAGGUAGUGCCAACUCCAGUUGAACCGCAUACUCCCCAAUCUACAGAGGCCGACGAUUUGACACACCUUUCGCCCAAGACGAUUCAGAAGUUCGACGCUGUUCGAAAGAGCAUGAGGCUACAUCAUGAUCUCAUUCCUGAUGUCGAUGACGAUGCACCUGAUAACGAUGUCGAUGAAUCGCUUGACAGGUUAAAUGAACUUAUGCUGUCUAUGGCUCAGAAGGAGUCUCAGCACAAAGAACUCGUUGAUUCCCUUCAUGGCCAACUUGCUCUGGUGCAACGUGCGCAUGAUGAGUUGACCACUCUUUCUAGGGAUCAGGCGCUGAACAUGUCGACCGAACUUGAAGGUCUUCGUGCCACACACCACGAAGAUCUUUUGGAGUUGGAGGCAGUCAAGCAGCGUGAGGCGGAGCUUCUCGCAUCCAUCAAGAUAGCCCAGGAGAGUCACGCUGCCGAGCUUGCGGAGUUAAGGUCCGAGCACGAGGAUGCUCUUCGUGCGAAAGGAAUCGAGAUCGAGGAAUUGAUCUCUCGCCUAAAGGAUGAGCAUGAAACAUCUCUUGGUACUUUACGUGAUCAGCUGUCAGAGGCAUCCGCAGCUCUGGAGAAGGCUCUCGAAGAGCAUGAGAGUGCGUUUGGCAAGCUCCAGACUGAGCACGAAGAGGUCCUCCAGCGACAUUCUCAAGAGGCUAAGGAGAUUCUCGAGCGUACCAUCGAAGAGCAUCAGCAUGCUAUGGCCAAAUCCAAGGCCGACCAUGCAGAAGUCUUGAAGUCCAAAGACGAGCAGGUAGCCAUCGACCUCCACCGCACCGAAGAGGAGUACUACAAUGCGCUCACUAAACUUCGCAAGGACCACGCAGAUGCUUUACAAAGGCAAGCUACCGAAGCCGCUGCAAUGCUUGAGCGUUUGCGUGAGGAUCACGCUAGCGAGCUUCGCAUGACUGAGAAAGCUCGCGAAUGCUCCUUGUCAGAGUCGGAAUCAUCUCGUGAUUCGGCGCUCCGUGACCUUCAGGACGAGCAUGCUGCCGCCGUUGCAAGAAAGGAGGCUGCGUAUGCGGAGGAUGUGGAGAAACUCAAAACUGAACAUGCGCGUCUCCUUUCGAAUAAAGAGGAGGACUACAGAGCAAGGCGUGAGCAUUUGAAAUCCGAGCAUGCCACCGCCAUGGCUGUCCUCAGGGAGGAGUCGGAAGCUCAAGUAGAGCAGCUCACGAAGGCCCUGGCACGUCUGGAAGAAGAAACAGCUGCUACAAUUGUGAAGUUGCGCGAGGAGCAUGCAUCCACUACUCGGACUCUGACAGAACAGCAUGCAGUGUCACUGCUACAGAUCACUCAUGACCACGGAGAAGAGAUUGCUCGGCUCAAGUUGUCGCAUACCUCUGAACUCAACGACGCUGUUGCAAAGGCUCAGCAAGAACACGCAUCCCUCCUCACCUCCCACGCAACGGCAAUCGCAAAUCUCAAAUCUGAACACCAGAUGUCACUCGCCGAAGUUCAAGCGUCUCUUGUUGCUACUCAAGAAAAGCACGCUUCCGACCUCCAAGAGUCUCGAACAGCGAGUGAGCGUAUGCUUGCUGAGGAACGGAAACGCCUUGAUGCUACCGUUGCCGACCUUGAGCAGGAACACUCUGAUGAGCGUGAUGCUUUCCGUAAGGAGCAAGACCGUCUCCGUCAAGAAUUAGAGUCCCACAAAGUGGCAAUCUUGGACGUUCAUGAACAAAGUGAACGAGGGGUGCUUGCAGAGAGGGAGCGUUCACAGUCAGCAGUAACUGAACUCCAGGAGAAGCACUCUGCUGAACGCACCACGAUGCGCGAAAACUACGAAACGCUUGUUCAGGAACUCGAGGCUCACAAAGCUGCCGCAAGCGACUUUGUGGCAGUGCGUGCACAGUACGAACUGGCCGUGUCCGAACAGACGACCGCAGUGUCAUCCUUGGAGAACCGUUUGGCUGGUGCACAAUCAGAGAAAGUAGACCUUCAGGCGCAGGUCACCGAAUUGAUGGCUGAACUGGAGAAGACGCGGUCAGAACGGGCCACGUUUAUCCAGGAAGCAUCCAAGCGCGAGUCAUUGGUUGACGAGCUUGACAGACAUCGCUCCGUUAUCGCUGAGAUGCAAGAAAACCUUCAGCGGGUGAAGGACGAGAAAGAUAACUUGCAAGUGGAGAAGAAUAAGCAGGAGACUGCUUUGCGCGACAUGCAAGUGCAGAUUGCACGCACACCGAUAGCCCAGGAGACCUCGACACCACGAGCAACACCUGAUCGCAAUAUCUCUUUUACUCGCAUCAACGGUAUAGCCUCCAAGCUUCCUCCCCCCACACCCCCGCCAUCCAUGCCACCACCACCAGCGCCGAAAACUCAGGAAUCCCAGUUCAGUUUAUCUACUCAAUCUUCUACUAUGUCUUCGAAAGACUCUUCCGACUCUUCUUCUACGUCAGUUACCUCCGUACUUGCACCAAACGGCCCUCAAGUGGACUCCAAGGCCAUCGCUGCCAAGCUCGAGGACCAAGCGAAGUAUAUCGAUGAACAGGAGGUGAUGAUCAAAACACUCAACAAACAGCUAUCUCACUGUGAGAGUGAUUUAGCUACUCACAUGGAUCUCGUGAGUACGCUAGAGACAUCCUUGAGUGACUCUGAGAAAAAUCUCCGAAAAGCGCGCAUGCAAGCAACGGAGCUUGCGAGGGAACGAGACUCGCUCAAUUCCCAAAUUGAGGGUCUUCGCAACGAGUUACAGGAAGCGCGCCGUGAGGUUGUUACCGUUCGGAAAUCGAUUGUGGAAGAGAAACAGUCCCUCGAAUCGCGUCUUGACGAGGAACGACGUGCGAAGGAACGUGCUCGUGCGCAGCUCGACUCUCGGAUGGAGGAGCUACAGAAACGGAAAUCGAAGUUUGCCUGUCUAUAGCGUGCCUGUCAAGUCUGCAUCUAUAACUUUUUGGCCUGUGAGUUGUUGCGGCCCAUGUCGGACCUCUAUGCCUAUCCUCUUUGCACCUUGCUUAUUAUACCAGUUUUCGCGAGCUGCGAGAUCAGUUAGCGUUUGUCUCUUGUGUUCUGAUACCCCUUGGCUGUGGAGCUAGUUUAUCGCGUCUACUAUGGGUAUCCCUGGUAUGUUUGUCCGUACUGGCUACUUCCUCAUAUAAUACAGUACAGUUCGGAUCUUUGCUCGUGUUUCGGUUAUGAUCCGCUUGAAAGGUGUCGUUACCGUGGCGUUUACGUCGGUCGCUGUUCGCGAGUGAUAUAUACAACGUGCCCUCACAUCCAGCAUGGGAAGUAAAAGAAAAUACUCCACGCUGUCUAUACGAUACCAG
Messenger RNA from Suillus subalutaceus, 6323 nucleotides. RefSeq names its product kinesin-domain-containing protein. The transcript has 10 exons. The coding region runs from base 47 to 5920 and encodes 1957 amino acids. Gene Ontology annotation, molecular function: microtubule binding; ATP binding; microtubule motor activity. The record is from RefSeq and is a predicted model, not a curated record. Lineage: Eukaryota; Fungi; Basidiomycota; Agaricomycetes; Boletales; Suillaceae. Gene Ontology annotation, biological process: mitotic spindle organization; microtubule-based movement.